Molecule: messenger RNA, 15628 nt
Organism: Xyrichtys novacula (pearly razorfish)
Lineage: Eukaryota; Metazoa; Chordata; Actinopteri; Labriformes; Labridae
Source: the annotation of a GenBank genome assembly
ACGUCGGUGUUUUACAAGUGGUGGCGCACUAGCCCCGCCUCUCCUCUGAUGAGGUAGCAGCAGGGUUCAGACCGUGAAGGCAGCAUUAAUGUGAGUCACAUGACAGGCCAGCCUCACCGACUGAUCUGACACACACCUAAUAAUCAUGGUAAGCAUUUUUCCAUACCCGAUAAGGCUUUAUGCAUCUGCAUGUUUUCAUAUCAUAGUCGCAUGGGUUUGCUAUUAAACCGUGAAACUACGUAUCUCGGCUGUCCGGUAUGGUUCGGUAAACUGGCCCAAAACUAGACUGUUAUCUGAGUGGCCUAACGUUAGACUGUGGCUAGCUCGGUCAACCAGCUGACAACAAGCGAGUAGAUAUGUGUUUAUCUCAAACAUGUAUGUAGUUCAUGUGCCUUACUGAACACGGAUCACACCGUGCGUUGUGUUUUGGUUGAAAAAUGUAAUAAUCCUAGUGAUUUGGGGGAGAAAGUGCUGACUGGAAUAACUAACGUUAGCUGUUGUUAGCAUGCUCUUCCGCCUUGCUGUGUCAUUUGCACUAAAGCUUAAUAUUUUCACCUGAGCUCGUUUUAAUGUGAAUCAGAUGGUAUUAUUAACAUUGUGAUACUGUAACACAUUUGCUCACGCGUCACUGAAACAGCUACAUGUUACAUGGUGGCUGUCUGAUGGGAAAUGUAAGUGUGCAGCGAAGUUGGGGCACUUAUGAUGCAUUCACGUGCAGCUCGGAUGGUUGCGGAUAUCCCCAGUAUGGAGGUCGUUCUUCUCAUUUCUGUUCGAUCGUGAGCUUCAAGCUGCAGUUGGGGAAGAACCUGGACUCGAAAAAAGCCUCGAGUGUACAGAAAUAUAUAAACGUAGCUCCAGCUGUUCAGGGGUUUGUUGGCUCAUCCUAAGAGCGUGUUGUUGCAUCAGUGUCUUACCUAAAACCACUUAAAUAUUGCCUCGCCUGGACUGAUUGUUUUUAUUCAGUCUUGCUCGCCCUCAUUGCAAAAUAACCGAUGGUUUCAGCACAAUGCCGUACUCGUACUUUCAUGAGAGCAACUUCAUAAAGUUGUAUACCAUGUGUUUUCAGAUAAUGGCUUUAUUUGUACCGCAGUAGUGUCAGUCACCCUAUGUCUCACACCUGAGCUCCAUAACGACGGAAAGGACCUUACCUGUGUGAGGUAGCUCAAGUAAAGUUAAAGGAGCAGAAAUAGAGCUAGCGGCCAGACCUCAAAGUGUAGUAAAAACGAUCAGUUCGACCUGAAAAUUAAUCCUGAUGUGUGUUGAAAGCCAUGACAGCUAUGCUUCAACAGCAGUAAUGAUGUUUACACUCAGUGCCAAGACAAAUUCUUGGUGCUGCAUUUGAUGAGCUGGAGACAUCUGAUGGAGUUUUUGCUGAAACAGGUUGAGAGUGAAGUAAUAAUGAUAAUAUAAAGCAUUAACAACCUUCUCCUGAUCUGCUUGAUUUAAAAACGGCAAAUAUUUGCAAUAUUUCUUUGCUGAUACAGCCAAGACUGGACCAAUGUCCUCACAAAAUUGAGGUUGCUAACAGCAGUCACAGUUAAAUGUCUUCCUGUUGGUCCUGUAAAAACAUUUCCUUCUCUGCAGUUAAUAUUUGUUCUUCUUUUCUGUUUGAUGUUAGAAAAUUAUUUGACAUCUAGCUUUUGAUGACCUUUGACAAAUUCUAAGAGAGUUCGGGUGGCUAGAGCAGUUUUAGAGCAGGAGCAAGUAUAGGGAGAAGUGGCAGGGUAACCUACAGGUGGUGUCUGCUGUUGAUGAAGUUAAGAUGAUAUUAACAGAGAAAAAAAUAUCAGCACCUGUCCUUAAGUUUGGAAAAUUUAGCAAAUUUUUAUUUAUAUUUUUUAUUACACUACAAAUUAGUUCAAAGAGUGUAAGUUAAUUUGUUUCUCAAAAAAUGAAGCUUUCAUCAUAUAGUUCAGUCCUUUGAUAAAUUUAUUGCUUAACUCUGUAGACUAAUGUCAGGAAUUGUUGGUAGAAUAAGCAAACUUCUGCAUGAUGUGUUUAUCGUCUUCUUGUAUUUCAGCCAACCACUCAGCAGUCUCCACACGAUGAGCAGGAGAAGCUUCUAGAUGAAGCUGUGCAGGCUGUCAAAGUCCAGUCCUUCCAGAUGAAGCGAUGCCUGGUAGGGUCAUUUGGUUUAAUUUUUUCAUUAAUUUUAUUUUUUUGUGUACAGCACCUGAAGAAAUGAGCUGACUGGGGAAUAUUAGAGUUGUCAACACAUAUUCUAGGCUCUGUGUAAAUCAACUUAAUUUGGAAAAUGUUCAGCAGGUUAUAUGGUGAAGGCUGGGGACAUAGUAAAUCUCUAUCCAAGUCAUUCAUCCCCGCUAAAAAUAGGGUUUAAGGAGAAUGUAUGAGCUAACUAAAGGUAGUAUAUUCUCUUUGGCAAACAAUGAAAGAACUCAAAUCCAGGCUUUUCUUCUGCCUGGUGUGAUUUCUGUGCUGAACAUCUGCACAAAUCCAAAAUAACUUAAAUUAAGACUAAAUGAAAUUAACAUUUAGUGCAAGCUGUGUAAUGUACUGUUGUCGGUGCUCCCUGUUUGAGAACCACUCACACUGCCGUCACUUCAGUAAAGAUGUACACAGCUGUUCCCCCUUUGCAGUCCUUUCUACAGCAGCAUCAUAUGUAGGGUCAGCCACAGUUCACUGGUCAAUUGUAUGACAGGAAGAGGCUUAGCAGCCACUGUUGAUGAUACUGUGACAGGACUUGGUAUGAAGUUAUUUCUGCAAACUUAAACAUGCUGGUUUGAUUAUUUUAAAGUUUGACUCUGAUUUUUGGUUUGUAGGACAAAAACAAGCUUAUGGAUGCUCUGAAGCAUGCCUCUAAUAUGCUUGGUGAGCUGAGGACCUCCAUGCUGUCUCCUAAGAGCUACUAUGAGCUCUGUAUCCUUUAUACUCUUUGACUGUACAUGUUGGAAAUUGCUUGAGACGGGAUUAAUGCAGUGCCAGUGUUAUGUGGAGUGAUACAGCCUUGCUCACUCUUCAUAGCUUUGCUUUACUUACGACACUCAUCUCUACAAAGACAGUCCUUUUUGUCUGGCAGUAGCAUCUAAACCCCAAACAGUCAAUGCUGCCUUCAAACUAACCAGACUAAACUGACCAAUCGUGCAAAACUUCCCUUUCUUAGAUGGUUGUUUUGGAUUAUACAUAAUAAAACACACACACACACACACACACACACACACACACACACACACACACACACACACACACACACACACACACACACACACACAACCCAGUCAGUAUGGGGUAAGAAUCAGCUGUGCCCUACAAGGUGAAAUUAUUGAUGGAAAAACAACUUGAGCCUCUGGUGGCAAAAACAAGCAUGUUUGCAGUCACACUUUGAACCACAAAUGUUCAACUAAAGAUUAGUUUGCAGCCAGCACAGCUGCAGGCCAAGGUAACCUGGGACAAACAGGACAGAUUUCUUAACACUAUAAACCUCUUUUCUGAACACAUACCAAGGCCUAUAAAACUGGACUCUGGAUCCAAAACAAUCAGAUCCUUCUCUGGGGUGAGAUUUAUCCUCCUUCUCUGAGUGGAUUAAUUACUGUUGAAUAUUUCUCCUCUUAUUCUGAAAACUAAUCUUAAUCAUCCAGCCUGCCCUGAUGUAGCUCUGAAAUCAUUGAUAUCUAGCAGUCUAUCUAGAGUGUUAAACACGUCUCACGCUUUCCCAGUUGUUCAAAUCGCUUUAAGCUCUCUGACAUCACCCAUCAUAUUCAUCCAUUCAUUCACUGGUGGCUGAGGCUACUCUGGUAGCAGACUAUCAGUACUAACUAAUCCUAAUUAAACCCAAUCUCCAGGGCUGCUGUGAUGGGUUAUUGUAGUUGGGACAUCCCAAAUUCAGUCUUGACUGUUGUAUGGGAGUUGAUUCUGCAUCACUGAGUGUUCUUGGCAUAGACUGUAUAUACUAUGGACAACUUGAUUUGAAGCCAAAAAGCUCUCGGUAUUUCCGGGACUGUUCUUCAUUUCCUGAAACCAGCGCUGCGCAGUAGCGAUGCGCGCAUUCGGCCGUGCAGUCGCCGAGAGUCGCUGUGAUGACGCUCGGCUCAAACAGCGUAUCCCCCCAGGUGAGCAACACAAUCCCUGAACGCCCAUAGGCUGUAUCAGGUGUCAAUUAUAAAAAACAUGAACCCCCUAAUAACUUUUAAAAACAGAGCUUCACAGAAAAAAGAGGACUUGAACACAAACCAGUCUUACAAUAACUACAUGUCAACAUCACAAGCACGGGGGAAAAAAAUUUAUGUCCUGUGUAAUAAAUUUCUGAAGUGUGUCCUCAGCCCCAUAAGCUUUGCUGGUGGAGGCGGGAUUUAUGACCUAUACUGCAGCUCAUCAACAGAGGGUGCUGUUCUCGGAGUGGCUUCACCCAGCAAGGAGGCAGACUCUGUCCAUUCUUUAUACAGUCUAUGGCUCUUGGUUAGCUUGCCUACUCCUAAUGAGAAAAUGCUGGUGAUGGCCCACACCUGCUGACCCUACUCACUGCUAUCACAAAAGUGAAAAGGUGGUAUACCCCUUUGACAUGCUGACACAUGAUCAUGACAGUGAAGUAAAGUACUUAAACUCCUCACUUGAACCCAAACACGUCAUAUUUACUGAUCCCACAGCAGCAUAGAGAAAACAGUGUGUCUCGAAUGCAGUCAGGUGUUCAAGUGUGCGCAUCAGAAACCACAGAAAAACACCUCUCCACUCAUUUUAAAGUGUGAGAAGAAACAUCUCUGAACUUUAGCUUUUGUUUCAUAUAGAUGACAGUACAGUGGAAAGAAGAGGACUCCUAGAUUUCAUAGCAGUUUGCAUUGUGUCCUUCAGGGCUGCACCAUACCCUCUUUCAGUGCUACAACAUAUGUAAGCUGUGUCCCAGGAGCUUCCUAAUACUGCUCUCCAUUUAAGAUUUGAGUCUAUUUUAGAUGUAGUUCAUGCCCAGCUGAACAGAGCAGAUCAACUUUGAUGAAGAGCCAGGCACAGGAACAGCAUAUACAGUGCCUGACAAAAGUCUUGUCGCUUAUCCAUUUUGUAGAAACAACAGCUUAUAACCUGACUUGUCAUUAAUCCAUUGGUUUUAGAAAUGGCUCAUAUGAAAGCUAAAACCCUCCCAAAUUAUGUUUAAAAUCUAAAAUAAAUUUCCUUCACUGAAGAAAGAUUGAUCAUUUAAUGAACACAGAAAGGUCUGAUUUUGGCAAGACAAAGGUUUUGUCGCCUACAUAGAGUAAUGUGAAAAUUGAACAAAUAAUUUACUUCAAAUUAGGCCUGAACGAUAUAUCGUUUGACUAUCGUCAUCAGUGAAUUAAGUAGUGGUGCUGUGAGAUCCAUAUUUAAUAUCUUAUAUGACUUCCAUGAGCCUGAAGAACUGCAUCCAUGCGGUUCGGCAACGAUUCAUACAAUUUAUUGAUGAAGUCAUCAGGAAUAGCAAAGAACGCAGUCUUACAUGCCUCCCAGAGUUCAUCAAGAUUCUUUGGUUUCGUCUUCCAUGCUUCCUCUUUCAUUUUACCCCAGACAUGCUCGAUGAUGUUCAUGUCUGGUGACUGGGCUGGCCAGUCCUGGAGCACCUUGAUCUUCUUCGCCUUGAGGAACUUUGCUGUAGAGAUCGAAGUAUGUGAUGGAGCACCAUCCUGCUGCAAAAUUUGACCCCUUUUAUGGUUGGGAAUGUAAGAGGUAGCUAAUACUUCUUGAUAUUUUAGGCUAUUGAUAUUGCCUUCCACCCUGCAAAUCUCUCACACACCUCCCUACUGGAUGUAACCCCAGACCAGGAUUUUUCCAGCACCAAACUGAACUGUUUUCUGGGUGAAUCUCAGAUCCAUGCGGACUCCAGUAGGUCACCUGCAAUAUUUGCGGCGGUUGUGAUGUAAUUCAACCGAAGAUUCAUCCGAAAAAUCCACCUUCUGCCACUUUUCCAGCGUCCAUCCUUUUAGCAGGCUGUGGGCCUUGGCAAAUGCCACACGUUUUUUUUAAUUGCUUUUUGUUUAGUGCUGGUUUCUGGGCACUGAUUCCACCAUGGAGGCCAUGUCGAGACAGAAUUAGACAAACUGUUCUGGUUGACACAGGGACUUGAGGAGACCAGACCUGGUGGAGCUCUGCUGCAGUGGAAAAGGGGCUGGCCUUGGAUUUUCGAGCCAACAAACGGUCCUCCCGAGCAGUUGUCUUGUGGGGUCUGCCGGCCCUGGGCUUGUCAAAAACAUCUCCAGUCUCUUCAAAUCUUUUUCUUAUCCUUUGUACUUGACGCUGAGACACAAUGAAGGUGUCAGCCACCUCAGCAGUGGAUCUCGUCUUCAGCCUCUUGAUGAUCAAAGCUUUGGUCUCAGGGUGAAUCUUAGGCAUGUUGUCAGAGGUCAAGUUGCAGUUGAUGUGAAGGUCUGGUGUGCUGUGGUUCUUUUUAUACACCCACUAAUUGAUUGGUCAAUAAUUGAUCACAGGUGAGGCUGUAAUCCUGGAUUGGGUGCAUCAUAUGACAAGGCGACAAGACUUUUGUCUGUGCAAAAACUGACUCAGUGGGCUUUACCAAGCUGUGAACAUUAAAAUGCUUUUCAGCAGUUUCGUUUGGCACCAAAACAUUAUUUCAAACGCUGUUGGGAUUGAAAUUAGACAUUUCUUGUAAAAAAAAUUGAUUGCACAUAUAUUUGAGGGGCACUUAAGGUCAACUUGUACCCAAGUGACAAGACUUUUGUCAGGGACUGUAGAGUAAAACACCAUGUGUAGCUUUUUGAUUGUAGAAGAUAUCAUUUCUGAUGAUGGUGAUAUAGUAGAUAUCAGGACUUUUGGGUGUUAGAUCUUUAGGUCUGUAGUCAACUGCACAACAACUCAGAUGACAUGAGUAAAAUAAAACAUAGGAUGAGAUGCAAAAAUGACACAGGACAGAGAGAGGGGUGGUGGUGGUGUCCUGUCUCCAGCUGCUCUCCAGGGGGGUUGGGCGAAUCCAAAAUGGUGAAAAUAAGGGGGGUGUUCUGAGGCAGGCUGUUACCUGUGAAAUGGAGGUGCUCUGAAAACACCCCUAUUAGCACUUAGUACGUUCCUCCUGAUGAAAUUAACCAUAGACUGUAAAUGGACGUGGAAAAAAAAUCAAGUCGACUAAUGAGAAUUUUGGUUGACUCAGCAGGUAUCGACCAAUAAGUCGACCAGUGGACAAGGACUUUACCGCCCUACUGAAGUGUAUGCGUUAAUCUUCCAGAGUUCAGCAAACCUAUGCACACCAGUGUGGACUGUAGCUGCUGUGCCAUUUACAUGUGGCAAGCAAAGCAGUUGUGUUGGUGGUAAAAAACAGGCCCGUCUGCAGUCCUUAACAGUCUGUCAGAUAUGGCGAUAUCUGAUGAGCUCCACUACCUGGAAGUUUACCUGACUGAUGAGUUUGCCAAGGGACGCAAGGUGGCAGAUCUGUAUGAGCUGGUCCAGUAUGCAGGCAACAUCAUCCCCAGACUGUAAGUUUCAACUGUGAUUAUGAGGUUCAUGAGCACUCACUCAUCCACACAGGAGGUUUGUUUACUGAUGGACUCAAUGAAAGUGAAAAAAGAUACUUUCAUUGUAUUCAUUUCUAUAGGAUUCAUCUAUUAAAAAAGCUUUGUAUCGAUGUGUUUGUUGUCUACCAUCAUGAAACAGACUUCCAUUUCCCUCCUCUCCAGCUACCUGCUGAUCACAGUGGGUGUGGUGUACGUCCGCUCCUUCCCCCAGUCUCGUAAGGACAUCCUGAAGGACCUUGUUGAGAUGUGUCGUGGAGUCCAGCACCCGCUCAGGGGCCUCUUCCUCAGAAACUACCUGCUGCAGUGCACCCGCAACAUACUGCCUGAUGAUGGAGAGCAGUCAGAGUGAGCAAGAUCAGUUUUUCUCUUUUUCUUUCUGGACUCAUCUGCAAAAUCAGAACUGAGCACAUGCUCAAUAAAUGAAAAAUCCCACCAGAGAUGAGAUGGUGAUUAUUAAUUAUCCUCAAACAGCAUAUUAGGAUGAAAUAAAACUUCUCAAGUGAGUUUUUGUGGAAUAUGUGAAGAAUAAGCGUAUGGAUGUCUUUAUUCCAGAGUAUUUAACACACAGUAACAGUUCACAGGGGGCCCAGUGAGUCAUGUGAUUCCAUGCCUUAUUUUUUGAUGUUUUGACAUGCGGCCUACUUUUUACCUCUGCUCUUUAUUCAAAGGGGGUCAGAGGAGAUGACCGGCGAUAUCAAUGACUCCAUUGACUUUGUCCUCCUGAACUUUGCGGAAAUGAACAAGUUGUGGGUCCGAAUGCAGCAUCAGGGUCACAGCCGAGACCGAGAAAAGAGAGAGAAGGAACGACAAGAGCUCAGGAUUCUGGUGGGCACCAACCUGGUUCGCCUCAGCCAGCUGGAGGGGGUCAAUGUGGAAAAGUACAAACAGGUGUGUGUGUGUGUGCGGUCUCUGUUCACAUUUAAUAUGGAAUCAACCUCACAGUGUUCUGGGGCAGUGUUUGUCUGUGGAAUUGGUUUAUUCAUUUGGGUCAGCACAUGUGUAAGUGACGGUGAAUACUUGUGUCAGUAUAGGGUUAUACUGCAGAUGGACCUUUUCUGUGUGGUUUUCUCUGGUCAUGAUGGUGGAAAUUUACAGAGGAAGCUGCUUUUUAAGCAAAUAACUUGAUUGACACAUAAGGUAAGAGUGGGGAUGUCCAUAUCAGCUGUUUUGGUCCUGAUCUGUGUCUUUUAAUAUUGACCAAGUCCUGAUCAGAUACUGUUAUUUGCCUUGUUAAUAGAGCUGCACACAUUGUUUGUUGUUAUUUUUGUUUGAACCUUAAGCUCAAAAGUGGAGGAAUGAAUCUAGAGUGCAGCCUUACUUUGCCGAAUUAAUGAAUGUGCUACAAUCUACUGAAGACUUUGACUGCUGCAGCCUUGUGAAAGUUUCAUGUUGUAUCAAUUGUUGCUGGUUGUUGGACUAUUAACAUUAUAAUUUAGAGUCUUAUGGUGUUAAUAAUCCGAAGGAGAUGAUCUGUUUGCUGAUCUCCAGUCAACUGAAAAUGUCCAGAUUGGCUAUGCUUUGAUGACAUCUGACAUCUGCUCCGUCACUGAGCUUUAAAACUGAGUAAAGUGGGGUGCCAGUGGUCUGCCUUGGGGGCUCUCAGACUCUCUUAUGUUUCAGUACAAAGUUAUAAAAUUUAACCCCCUUUUUUCAGCUGUCUUCCCCUCAAAUAAUUGCACAUAAAUGAUAUCAGCAUAUUUUGGGAAAUCAGAUCUGUUCACUCAAGCCUUUUUCUUUCCAGAUUGUCCUUCCUGGAGUGCUGGAGCAGGUUGUGAACUGCAGAGACUCAUUGGCUCAGGAAUAUUUAAUGGAGUGCAUCAUUCAGGUAGACGCCUGGGAUGGGUGGGGUUGGUGGAGUUGGCUGGAUAAAGGCAGCAGCUGCUGGACCUCAAGAUGCUUUUAUAGGAAAUGUAGUUCUUAUGGGGCCAAAUGCAUCAGGUUUUCUUUAUUUUGUAAUUUUCCAAAGCACCCUGUCCUCACUCAGACUUGAUGCAUUAUUGUUCAGCUAAGAUGAUGUUAACUCAGGUGUUGAUUUGACGCACUGAGGACAGACUUGUCUGUGAUCUUUUAAAGGAACCCCACAGUAUCAGACAUAUUGACCUUCUUGGAUUAAUGUGGUUAGCUGUUAUAAAACAUGUUUGCACAGCUUUAAACUCCUGACCUGAGUGAGUCUGUUUUACUAGGUUUUCCCAGAUGAGUUCCACCUCCAGACCCUGAACCCUUUCCUGCGUUCCUGUGCCGAGCUCCACCAACACGUCAAUGUGAAGAACAUCAUCAUUGCUCUCAUUGACAGGUACAGUUUGAAUCACUGUCCAUGAACAAAGCAAGAACAUUUGGAAAACAAACUCUUCUUUACUUAUUCUUGGAUUUCCUGUCACUGUAAUGGCUUCUUUUCCAAUUUGAUCAGGAUUAAAGAAUAAACUGUAUGAAGGUGCUGCCUAUGGAGACCUGUGUCUGUUUAGGUAGAUCUAAUGUGAGAACAUCAAUUGCUAUGGCCUCCAGGUGCUCUGAUAUGGGCUGACUAGAAGUGGGUGAAUCUGAUAUCAAACAUGUCAAACUGACACUCAAAUGACUGGACAGUUGAAAAGCUAAUAGGGAUUAAAAAGCAUCUGAAGAUACUCUAAGAAAUUAGUCCACAAAAGUUCUUCUAAAGGCUUGAGUGUCACAGAGUUUGGAAGGUCAUUUGAACUCUUUUGUUUCCAGACUGGCCCUUUUUGCUCAUCGAGAAGAUGGUCCUGGGAUCCCAGCUGAAAUCAAACUGUUUGACAUCUUCUCUCAGCAAGUGGCCACUGUCAUUCAAGUGAGUGAUAAGUUAGCUUUACGUGGUCUAUUGACAGAAUUGCGUGUGGAACAGAUUAUAAACAUAACUUGACAGAAAUGAUAAAAUACGUUAUUUAAAGGCAUGAACUGUUAAUAAAGAUACACCUUUAGUUUAUUCAAGUACCUGAGUGUGAUAAAAGAGGAAAUGAUCGUAGAAGUCUCUUCUUCUGGAGCUGUGCAGGCUUAAAGCUUUGUGUCAAACCUCUCCUGUGCUCACAGUGUGGGUGUUUUCUUUCUGUUAUCCCUCCUUCAGUCCCGUCAGGACAUGCCAUCCGAGGAUGUGGUUUCCCUUCAGGUCUCACUCAUCAAUUUGGCCAUGAAAUGCUACCCAGACCGUGUUGAUUACGUGGAUAAAGUCCUGGAGGGCACUGUGGAAAUAUUUAACAAGCUCAACCUGGAACAGUAAGUCCCAAAAAUCCUGAGAUGCCAAGAUUCAAGAUGAAGUUUUGAUGUCGUAUCACACAAGCACUUUUUCAUAUUUGGGGUCUAGUUGAUAAAGAGUAACAAAAGGUUUAGAACUUUGCUUCAUUUUAUUUGCUAAAUCCCCCAGGCCUAGUCCUGAUAAUUGAAAUAAACAGAGAGAAAUCUUGUUGUGGUAAUAGUGCGCACCCAGUGGAGAAAAGCCAUAACCAGGUGUCUGAGAGUCAAAAGAGAGAAGGAGAACAGGACCAACAUACACCAUGAUCCUUGUGGCUUUGGACACUUUUGGUCCAUGUUCACUUUUUAAUGCAGUUGGACGAAGAUAUUCCAAAACCAUUUUACACACUUUCUUUCAAACCCAGAAGUAAGAUUUUGACCCUUCCUGUUAUGUUCUGUCUUGCAGCAUAGCAACAAGCAGCGCAGUGUCAAAGGAACUCACCCGACUGUUGAAGAUCCCUGUGGAUACCUACAACAACAUACUGACAGUGCUGCAGCUAAAGCACUUCCCUCCACUCUUUGAGUACUUUGACUAUGAGUCACGCAAAAGCAUGAGUUGCUAUGUGCUGAGCAACACACUGGACUACAACACCACCAUUGUGGCACAAGAGCAGGUCAGUUUUAUGUCUUUUACCUGUGUGUAGCUGGCUUCCACCUGUUAAGAUCAGCUUUCUGGAAAAGUGCAUGAAUUAAACUUUGCACUCCCUGCCUUGUUUCCCCUAGGUGGACGCCAUCUUAAACUUGGUUUCAACACUGAUUCAGGACCAGCCAGACCAACCAGCUGAUGAUCCUGACCCUGAAGAUUUUGCGGAGGAGCAGAGCCUUGUGGGUCGUUUCAUCCACCUGCUCCACUCUGAAGACCCUGAUCAGCAAUACCUUGUGGGUCCUCUCUUGAACAUGGAGAAAGCAUAGAAAUGGUUUUGCUCAAUAGUGUCACGCCCUACUAUUCUGUACACUCUGUUAUUGUGCUGUUGCUCGUUUUUUUAUAACUGCUGACCAUUGAGGAAUCUCCAGCACCUUGAGGAUGUCUCAAACUUAGCUCAUCACAUCCUUCUUACUUGUGUAACAUUUUCAUCCCAAACUGUGUCUGUGAUUGGCUUUUUGUUUUGUCUUUGAGGUGUGUAAACUUGUAUUUGUUUGCAGAUUCUGAACACAGCCAGGAAACAUUUCGGUGCAGGGGGAAACCAAAGGAUUCGCUACACACUUCCUCCUUUGGUGUUUGCUGCCUACCAGCUGGCCUUCAGAUACAAGGAAAACUCCUCAUCGGUGUGAAAGCUUUACACUUUUACCUGGAUGUAACAUCUGUAGCUUUGUGAGUCUGACAAAGUAUUCUGCAUUUUUUUCUCAUCAGGAUGACAAGUGGGAAAAAAAGUGCCAGAAAAUCUUUUCCUUCGCCCACCAGACCAUCAGUGCGCUUAUAAAGGCUGAGCUAGCUGAACUGCCCCUCCGACUCUUCCUGCAAGGGGCUCUGGCUGCAGGAGAGAUCGGCUUUGAGAACCAUGAGACUGUUGCUUAUGAGUUCAUGUCACAGGUAGACUGUUUAACAUUUCAUCAAGUUUGAGUCUGCAUAGUUACAAAAUGCCCACACAGGUCGGGUGUCUGAAAAAUGGUGAAGCAAUUUACUGUAGCAAUUCUCAAACUCCUGUUAAGGUGAUUUUGAGUGGCGGUUGAGCUUUCACUAAGAAUUUGGCAGUUACUACAGUCGGAAACAGCAAAGAGAGGGGGGCUGACAUGCAGAAAAGGGCUGAGGAUUGUGGUUGAACCAGGGGCUGCCGUUGGGCCCUCUGUACAUUAUUCACAUUUUUUAUUGCUAAACUCCAACACAUUUCAGAUUUGGUUUGCUCCUCCUAUUUCACUGUUACGAGCCUCGACUGAAUUUAAGAGGUGCUUAUUUAAGACUGAGGUAUUUUAAAUCUAUAAAGGAACACCAAAAGGUUUAGUUCUGGGUCCACUAUAUUUUGCUAUCUACUUUAACUGUCCCAGACACAGUAUCUCAAAGAAUGCUUUUCCUUUCUAUGCAGAUGACGCUGUUGUUUCCGGAUGUCCAUCUCUCAGACCACCUUUUUUUAAAUAUUGAUUGAUGGAUUUCACAACUUUUGUUUGUCUAACUUUGUGUAGUUUUACACAAAAACUUUUACCCCUUCAGUUCUAAACCUUUUAAACACUGGCUCAUGUCUAUUCCUCCCUCCUAUCCCACCCUGUUUCUAACCAGGCCUUCUCUCUGUAUGAGGAUGAGAUCAGUGACUCCAAAGCCCAGCUGGCAGCCAUCACACUGAUAAUCGGUACCUUUGAGCGGAUGCGAUGUUUCAGUGAGGAAAACCAUGAGCCGCUGAGGACUCAGUGUGCACUGGCUGCCUCUAAGCUGCUGAAAAAGCCAGACCAGUGUCGAGCCGUCAGCAUCUGCGCUCAUCUCUUUUGGUCAGGACGCAGCACGGACAAAAAUGGGGAAGAGGUAGGUCAGACUAGUUUGGUUUGGGGGAUUUCAGUUUGAACCAAUUUCAUUCAUGUGCACUGGAAAAAUGUAAGCACACUGGGACUUUAUUUUGGUUCAAGUGCAUUUAUGUGUUUUUUUAAGAGGUCCAUUCAAGACACUUCAGAAAAUGGAGAAGCAGUAAACCAAAACAGUCACUCUAAAACCAGGUCAACAUGUUAAGAACAGGAAAUGUCAAAGUGAAAGUGAAACCCAUCUACUUUCCCUUUAGUUUUUUUAUUUCUGAUUAAGAACACAACAGAUUAUGUUGCUAAUAACAUUCACGGUGCACGUUGCCCCUUACAGACAUUUCUUUUCAUCACUUCUAAUGUCAUCAUAAAUGCAGCAGAAUCUGAACAAGACAGAAAGAAAGACUUUCUUAAUGUUCUUCCUCUUAAUUCAGGAGCUUUUCUAGGUCAUUGUAUUCACACAUUUUGAUGCACUUCAUCACAUCCAAAAAUAUUAUUUCUGACUAGUGAUCUUGCAUCUACAGAUCCGUGAUGGUAAGCGGGUGAUGGAGUGUCUAAAGAAAGCUCUGAAGAUUGCGAAUCAGUGCAUGGACCCAUCACUGCAAGUUCAGCUGUUCAUUGAAAUCCUCAACCGAUACGUCUGCUUCUAUGAGAGGGAAAAUGAUGCGGUAGGACAACUCCAUGAUUGAAAUAAAAAGCUGAUUAUGUCUCAAUCUUUCCAUGAAUAAGAAGUUAUUAAAUGAAGGAAACAGUAUCCUGAAACUUCACAGAGCCUCUCCAAAUUCCUUAUUAAAUUGUAGAACAACUAUAACUAUGGCUCCUGUGAUGUGAAUGUAGCCCCUCAAAUAACGCUCUGGUACUGUCUGUCAUUCUCCAUCUGUCCAGGUGACAGUCCAGGUUUUAAACCAGCUGAUCCAGAAGAUCAGGGAAGAUCUCCCUAACCUGGAGGCCAGUGAAGAAACAGAGCAGAUCAACAAACACUUCCACAACACACUGGAACAUCUCCGCCUGCAGAGAGAAUCCCCUGAGUCUGAGGGUCCUGCGUAUGAGGGCCUGGUCCUUUAAAACUGUUACAGAUGUUUCAUGAUACUAUGAAUAUACAACUGUAGGCCAGGAAUAAAAAUAAGUGUCAAGAAGAGCUAAAAGAAGUCACUCAUUUCCUCUUCACCAUCUGUCACUCGCACAACAGUUUCUGAAGUAGCUUGGAGGUGUAACAUUUUGAGAAGCGUGUGCCAGCAAUACUGCACUGUGCAACAGAGGCGAGUCGAAAGCACCAUUCCUUUAUGAAUUCCAAUCUGACCAAUCUGUCUUUAACCUGUAUCAUUUUAUUAUCUAUAGAUUUAUAAUCUGUUUUAGGUGUGUCCAUGAGCCAUCACCCUUUUGCUUUAUUCAUGUCCUGUCAUAGGGAGAAGUGAAUGCUUUAAUCAAGUGUAGAAAGUCCACCAAGUCUAGUCGUGGUGUUUCCACCCCUGAGUAAUAAGAGAGUGCUGCUCUUCAGAAGGGCCAUGUGCUAAGUCUGAACUAGGUCUGGGCCUGACAAAUGAAAGCACAUGCAAACACAUUAGGCCCCAUUAAAACUGCCCAUUUUCAAAGAACAGAGCAUCUUCUCACCUCAUUGCACUUUGACUGUGGGAACUUAAGGUAAUAAUUGUGCAGCAUUUUGCAUGGUCCCUGAUUCUUCUGCUAGCCAAGCUGAGAUGAAAUGACAUAAUCUCAUAUAUGUAAUGAAAAUAGGUGUCAUAUUUUUAAGAAGAUUCCUCCUUUUCAUACCUGAAUAGUGCUUCUUCUUUUUGAGUAACACCAGAUUUGCGUCUGUUGACUCCAUAUUUCAUGUAUUGGUUUAGUUAUGGACUUGUCACCAGUGGAUUGACAUGUUCAGAGGUGCAGCAUGUGUUUGUGUGCUCUGGUGUGUAAAAGACCUAGUCUUCUAUUGUAUAAAUUAAACCAACCACAUUGUCUGACUGUCAAGAUUUUGCCAACCAGUAAACAAUUUUGCUUGGUGACAGUAUCCUUUCAGGUCCAUCUUUAGUGAAGUGGUUGCAACAGUUCCUCAGGAUUGCGCUUAGUUGACGGUGUCCAUGCUGAGUUCAUCACGAUGUAUAUGAUUCAGUCUAAGGUUUUGAUAUGGUUUGCUGCAGCCUGACAAUUCCUGCUGAUCUCUCUUUCUAUAGUUAUUUGCUAGAGGCAGUAUGGAGCACUUUCUCUCCCCAGAUGAAACCUAUGUAAACCCACUUGUGAAUCAGAUAAAGAAAAAAGCAGAUUAUAGCGAUUAUCAUUGUUACUUGCUGAAAUAAAUUCAAAUUAACAAUACUACAUUUGUUGUUUGUGUAUUAUGUAAAAAAUUAAAUCAUUUAAAAUCAUGUUAGGAAUCUUAGACAUGGUGUUGCAUGAUACAGAAAAAUAUACACCCUUGCAAUUUCUUAAAAGAAAACAUUGAUUUUUUUUUUUUUUUUUUUUUGACAAUUAGCUGUCUGCUCAGUUUUAACAAUAAAAUAUAUUCUUUGGCUUUA